ACUACUUUCAGCGUAUGUGGUGGUUCUUCACGAUGCAAAUCUCCCUCUUUAUUUUUAUGCUUAAUGGUGGAAGCAAUAUAUCAUGACUUCUAAAAGACGUAAUAAUGGAAGAAGCAAACAUGGCCGUGGGCACGUGAAGCCUGUGAGGUGUACUAACUGUGCUCGAUGUGUCCCGAAAGACAAGGCUAUUAAGAAAUUUGUAAUCAGAAACAUAGUUGAAGCUGCAGCAGUCAGGGAUAUUACUGAUGCUAGUGUCUACGAUACUUAUGCACUACCAAAGCUCUACGCUAAGCUUCAUUACUGUGUGUCUUGUGCUAUUCACUCAAAAAUUGUGAGAAACAGGUCUCGAGAGGCUCGCAAAGAUCGCACCCCACCUCCAAGAUUUAGACCACCUCUUGGGGAUAUGGGUGCUCGUCCAGCUGCUCCCCGUGUUACUGUCAAAUAAAGCAGUUACGCUGUAAUGAAUAUUUCCUUCUGAAAUAAAAGAAAUAUUAUCAUUGA
This is a messenger RNA of Limulus polyphemus (Atlantic horseshoe crab), 501 nucleotides long. RefSeq names its product 40S ribosomal protein S26-like. The transcript has 4 exons. Gene Ontology annotation, molecular function: structural constituent of ribosome; mRNA binding. Gene Ontology annotation, biological process: translation. Gene Ontology annotation, cellular component: cytosolic small ribosomal subunit; ribosome. The record is from RefSeq and is a predicted model, not a curated record. NCBI's taxonomy places the organism in Eukaryota, Metazoa, Arthropoda, Merostomata, Xiphosura, Limulidae. The coding region runs from base 83 to 445 and encodes 120 amino acids.